Messenger RNA from Kluyveromyces lactis, 1527 nucleotides. It is a transcript of the gene IPI3, whose product is annotated as chromatin-binding/pre-rRNA-processing protein IPI3. Gene Ontology annotation, biological process: rRNA processing; DNA-templated DNA replication. NCBI's taxonomy places the organism in Eukaryota, Fungi, Ascomycota, Saccharomycetes, Saccharomycetales, Saccharomycetaceae. The transcript has a single exon. Bases 1 to 1527 code for a protein of 508 amino acids. Gene Ontology annotation, molecular function: protein binding. The record is from RefSeq and is a predicted model, not a curated record. Gene Ontology annotation, cellular component: nuclear pre-replicative complex.
AUGGAUGAACAAGUUAUUUUCACUAGCAAUACCGCUGGUACUGUCGCAACUUUGCAUUCUUUAGAACAGUCUAGUUUGAGGCAAUGUCAGACUGAGUCUAAGUUUUCCAGUUGUGUGGUCAAACAGAAGUACCUAUUUGUUGCUCAGAGCAGAAAGGCAUUGAUUCAAGUUUAUGAUCUUCACGGUUCUAACAAGAGAGAAUCUGUUGAACAAAGACUCCCAGUACCUGAAGUCUUACAAGCUCUCGAAUGUGUCGAUGAAGAUGGAUUAUUAUUGGGAGCCACAGACAGUGGGAAGUUGUACAUCUGGCAGCUUGCAUCCGGUAAUCUAUUGAACGUGAAACCUAUGGCGCACUACCAAGGUAUUGUAAAGAUCAAGAGUAUAUGCCAUGGCAAAUAUAUUGUAACGGCCGGUAGUGAUUCCAGAUUAAUAUUCUGGCAAACUAUGGACCUUGUACAAAAGGAUGAACCUAAACCUUUGUUUAUCAUACACGACCAUUCUCUCCCAGUUACAGAUUUUAUAUUUAGUAACACAUUAGGCCACUCGUUAGAUGGUAAGCUAUACACUGUAUCGAAAGAUAUGUCUCUCAGAUGCUAUCAAGUCAGUGUUGACCAUGAACCAACCUGUAUUGCGACAUUCACGUUCCCCUCAUCACUAAACUGUGUUUCGCUAGACACUGCGGAUAGAGCCAUAUACGUUGGUACUGACACAGGCGUAAUACAAAUACCACUUUAUUAUAAGGUUAGCAAUUCAAAGAUUAUCAAUUUACUGCAACCUAACGAGUCCAAAAUUUACUCUAUCACUGAAAUAACACCUGGUGCAAUGGAACCAGAUUUAUCAUCAAGGGAAAAGCUAUUCAGCAUUGGCCAAAUUUUAUGCGCACGUAUUGUGCAUAACAACACUACGUCUGUAGCCACAUCUCUUGACGGAUCCUUGUUGGUUUCUGGAGACUCCACCGGUAAAUGUACUGUAACGGAGAUUUUCUCGAACCAACCUCUAAAAGAAAUACGAGCUCUUUCCACCAAUGAUUCUACGGGACCAGUAUCAAAUCUUAUUGUAUUCCCAGUCACUCAACAGUCUGAAUCUUUGCUAGACGUAACCAAAAUCGUGAAGCCAUGGAAAUUCCCAAACCUACAAAGAGCCAUUGUGGACCGCAAACAUGGAAUCAACGAUGUAUAUGUUCAAUUCCAUGAGAAUUCCGUACAUAAUGUUCUUCCAGUGUCCGAUUUUGAUUCUUAUCUGGAUACAGUUGCAUCCGAGGAACAUAUUUUCCACCAAACUGGUUCAAUAAAUUCUACGGUGAACCGUGUGGGUCAAACGAAGGCUUCCAUGACAGCUACCGCAAAAGAAUCCAAGGUAUCGUCAGACGAUGAUAUAUACAAGUCCAAGGACAAGCAAAUUGCCCAAUUGAACGGAACUGUUGCAUCUCUCACGGAUGCUUACAAGGAACUAAGGAAGAUGCAUGAGGAUUUGAUGAAAGAACAUCAGCAAUUACUAAGCAAAAAUGGAACUCAAACUGAGAACUGA